This is a messenger RNA of Lycium barbarum (goji berry), 1905 nucleotides long. Its product is annotated as 3-oxoacyl-[acyl-carrier-protein] synthase II, chloroplastic-like. NCBI's taxonomy places the organism in Eukaryota, Viridiplantae, Streptophyta, Magnoliopsida, Solanales, Solanaceae. The coding region runs from base 1 to 1686 and encodes 561 amino acids. The record is from RefSeq and is a predicted model, not a curated record. Gene Ontology annotation, cellular component: chloroplast stroma. Gene Ontology annotation, biological process: fatty acid biosynthetic process. The transcript has 14 exons. Gene Ontology annotation, molecular function: 3-oxoacyl-[acyl-carrier-protein] synthase activity.
AUGGCUUCUGCUGUGGCAGCUUGCACGUCUGUAUAUCCAUCGAGAAAGACCAAUUUUCAGUGUUCCAAGUCACUGUGUAGUUCCGCUAGGAGAAGAAAAUCAAUUACAAAGUGCAACGGUGGGAGCUUGGUGAAUGGUUCAGCUAAAAUGAACAAUUUCAUGAGUUCCUGGCAUACUUGCUUUGGUUUUGAGCCCUGCAUGAAAUAUUAUUUACCCGGAUCGUCUGUUUCUUUUUCGUCUUUCUUUGCCAAAAAUGCGUUUAAGCACGUGCCAUUGAGUCAAAGGCAGAGGGGGAUGCGUGCUGCUGCUCAUUCUGGCAAAACCAUGGCCGUGGCCGCGGAACCUGAAAAGGAAGACACAACAAAGAAGAAACCUCUUAUGAAGAACAGGAGAGUUGUUGUGACCGGGGUGGGUGUAGUAUCACCAAUUGGUCAUGAUCCAGACAUGUUAUACCGUAAUCUUCUUGAAGGCAUCAGUGGCAUAAGUCAAAUUGAGGCAUUUGAUUGUUCUGAAUUUCCCAGUAGAAUUGCUGGAGAAAUCAAGGAAUUUUCUACUGAUGGGUGGGUUGCACCCAAGCUUUCGAGAAGAGCAGAUAAGUUCAUGCUCUAUAUGCUUACUGCUGGAAAGAAAGCUUUGGUAGAUGGUGCGGUCACAGAAGAUAUAUUGCAGGACUUGGAUAAGGCUAGAUGUGGAGUCCUAAUUGGCUCUGCCCUUGGGGCAAUGAAGAAAGAUGAUAUAGUUCUGAGGAGAAUCUUAAAACUUGUAAACCGUAAAAAUCAAAUCUUCCAUGAUGGCAUUGAGGAUUUACGGGUGUCGUACAAGAAGAUAAAUCCUUUCGGAAUACCUUUUGCAACAACAAAUAUCGGAGCAGCCAUGCUUGCAAUAGAUUUGGGUUGGAUGGGUCCAAGCUACUCAAUAUCCACUGCAUGUGCAACAAGCAACUUCUGUAUAUUGAAUGCUGCAAAUCAUAUAAUUAGAGAUGAAGCAGAUAUGAUGCUUUGUGGGGGGUCUGACUCGGCAAUUAUUCCUAGAGGCUUAGGAGGUUUCACUGCUUGCAGAGCCUUGUCGCGGAGGAAUAAUGAUCCAACAAGGGCUUCACGCCCUUGGGAUGUGGACCGUGAUGGAUUUGUGAUUGGGGAAGGAUCGGGUGUCCUACUCUUAGAAGAACUAGAACAUGCAAAGAAGAGAAAGGCUAAAAUAUAUGCCGAGCUUUUGGGCGGAAGCUUCACUUUUGAUGCUUAUCACAUGAUAAAGCCACAUCCAGGAGGAAGUGGAGUUGUUCUCUGCAUAGAAAAAGCCUUGGCUCAAUCUGGGGUGAACCGUGAAGAUGUCAACUACAUAAAUGCUCAUGCUGCAUCAACCCCAGCUGGUGACCUGAAAGAAUACCAGGCCAUUCUUCAUUGUUUAGGGGAAAACCCUGAACUUAAAAUAAAUUCAACGAAGUCCAUGACUGGUCACCUGCUUGGAGCUGCUGGUGCUGUGGAAGCCAUCGCAACAGUUAAGGCCAUACAGACAGGUUGGAUCCAUCCAAACAUCAAUCUUGAGAACCCUGACAAAGGCUUGGAUAUGAAUGUGCUGGUGGGCUCUAAGAAGGAGCGCUUGGAUAUCAAGGUUGCGCUCUCUAACUCAUUUGGCUUUGGAAGACACAACUCGUCUAUUCUAUUUGCACCUUAUAAGAAUGUCUAAUGCUUGCCAAAUAUCACACUUAAAGAAUGUAAUGUUUUAUCCACGAGGGAGGCAUUCGUGGUUGUGUUGAUCUUCAUCAAGUUGCCCUUAUAAAAGACUUCUGUAUGCCAAUGAAAACCAGAAAAUUUACUAUUCAUCUUCAGAAACGAAAACAGGUACGUCUAGGAAUUGAUGUGCAUGUGAGGAUUGUUAGCAUUUAUAGCAUUCAUCAAUGAGCUU